AGCUCCGGGUGGCAAACGGGGUGAAGUGAGGACGUGGGCGAGAGGAAGUCGAGGCGCAGGAGCGUCAGAAACACUGUCAGCGUCCCUUGUUCUUUGGAGGCUGUCCCGACGUGGGGGUGGGGGCUGGUGGCUGGUGGGCACCGCGCGAUGGACUUCCAAGUUGCCCGGGCACAGCUGGAGGUCAGGAGUGCAGGGCCCCCCGAGGGUCGGUACCCGGUGGUCCCAAGUGCCCACGAGAGGCCCGCGGCGCCCAGGACCGCAUGGUGCGCUCGGAGCUCACAGAGCUGCCAAGAAGCCAAGCAGAAACCCUGAUGGGCCCGGGGGCUGGUUGGCUGGGGCGCAGAGGCAACGCGGACUCCGAGCGCCUUUCGUUUUAAGGAGCCUUACUUCUGGGAAGGGACAGGGAACUGUCAAUCAGCGAGGGAGGGAGCGCACCGGCUCCGGGUGAUGUCAGCGGAUCAGCUGCUCGCUAACAAAGAGGGGGUAUUACAGGAGAAAGUUGCGGCGGCGGCGGCCUCGGCGGCACCCCGGAGCCUCGGAGGAGAGGGGCAAGGUUCAGCCCCAGCGCUCGCCCAGCCGCCCGAGCACCCGGAGGGACGGGAGGCAGCCGCGCGGCCCCGAGCUGGGCAGGGUCCCCAGGCGCCAUGGAUAGCGACGACGAGAUGGUGGAGGAGGCGGUGGAAGGGCACCUGGAUGACGACGGAUUACCCCACGGGUUCUGUACAGUCACCUACUCCUCCACGGACAGAUUUGAGGGGAACUUUGUUCACGGAGAAAAAAACGGACGGGGGAAGUUCUUCUUCUUUGAUGGCAGCACCCUGGAGGGCUACUAUGUGGACGACGCCCUGCAGGGCCAGGGUGUUUACACGUAUGAGGAUGGCGGCGUUCUCCAGGGCUCCUAUGUGGAUGGAGAGCUGAAUGGUCCGGCUCAGGAAUACGACACAGACGGGAGACUGAUCUUCAAGGGACAAUAUAAAGAUAAUAUUCGGCACGGAGUAUGCUGGAUAUAUUUCCCAGAUGGAGGCAGCCUUGUAGGAGAAGUAAAUGAAGACGGGGAGAUGACUGGAGAGAAGGUAGCUUAUGUGUACCCCGAUGAGAGGACUGCACUGUAUGGAAAAUUCAUCGAUGGAGAGAUGAUAGAAGGAAAGCUGGCUACCCUGGUGUCCACUGACGAAGGAAGGCCCCACUUUCAACUGACGCCCGGAAGUUCGGUGUACCACUUCGAUAAGUCAACUUCAUCUUGCAUUUCUACCAGUGCUCUUGUUCCAGAUCCAUAUGAAUCAGACAGGGUUUAUGUUGCUGAAUCUCUCAUUUCCAGUGCUGGAGAAGGACUAUUCUCAAAGGUAGCAGUGGGACCUAAUACUGUUAUGUCUUUUUAUAAUGGAGUCCGAAUUACACACCAAGAGGUUGACAGCAGAGACUGGGCCCUUAAUGGGAACACCCUCUCUCUUGAUGAAGAAACGGUCAUUGAUGUGCCUGAGCCCUACAACCACGUGUCCAAGUACUGUGCCUCCUUGGGACACAAGGCAAAUCACUCCUUCACUCCAAACUGUACCUACGACAUGUUUGUCCACCCCCGUUUUGGGCCCAUCAAAUGCAUCCGCACACUCCGAGCUGUGGAAGUCAACGAGGAGCUCACCGUGGCUUAUGGCUAUGACCACAGCCCCCCAGGGAAGAGUGGGCCUGAAGCCCCCGAGUGGUACCAGGUGGAGCUGAAGGCCUUCCAGGCCACCCAGCAGAAGUGAGGGGCCAGGCUCUGGGCUUCAGAGACCGGCAGUCGAAACUUGGAUCUAUGCACUUCGUGUAUCCGACAACGGAACAACCAGGGACUCGUGCUGUGACAUCACGUCCUCUCACUCUGCGUUCACAACAACUUUCUCGCAUACUAACUAGGUUUGACUGUAUUACUCAUACCAGAUUUAAAAUUAGCUAGCCCUGCAACAACGUCCUACUGAGAGGGAUUGUCGAGCACUUGAAUAAGACAGCAUGAUGUCCUUGGGUGGUUCAAUUCUAAAUCUGUACCACAUUCAGAGAUGCCAAAUGAUGAGACUGAAAAAGGGAAAGGAGGGUUUUCAGUCAUUUUUAGUCCGUGGUUUUUCCAUGCUGUUUUUUCCUAUGGUCAAUGCAAACUGUGUUGUCAUCACACUUGCAGAUGUGCCAUAUGGAAGAGAGAAUUACUACAUUUUUAUUCUCUAAAUGUAGUAUAAUUUGCCUUUUAACCUUUGAUCUGUAUCUUGCAAUAGAAUGGCUUUGUUCUUUUUCCUAGCGAACAGAACCCCACUCUUUGGGUCACUUCACCCCUCAGUCCUGUUCUCUAUCUGAGCUACCUUUUACAAGAGAAAACUUCCCAAUGGAUUUUGUGUCAGUGCCAGUGUGUAGGUCUCUCUGGCUCUUUCUAUAUCAUUGCUUCCUUAUUAUGUCCUGAUAUAAAUAACUGGCUCAUAGGGCCGGGGUAUUAUUAUAGAAUUAUUAUUCUCGCAUGUAAACAAAGAUAUCUUUGCUUUAAGAUGAGAAGAGUUUACUUUGUUUGCAUUA
Rhinolophus ferrumequinum (greater horseshoe bat) is the source of this 2535-nucleotide messenger RNA. It is a transcript of the gene SETD7, whose product is annotated as SET domain containing 7, histone lysine methyltransferase. Gene Ontology annotation, cellular component: chromosome. The record is from RefSeq and is a predicted model, not a curated record. Gene Ontology annotation, molecular function: histone H3K4 monomethyltransferase activity; protein binding. The transcript has 9 exons. Gene Ontology annotation, biological process: regulation of DNA-templated transcription. The coding region runs from base 645 to 1745 and encodes 366 amino acids. NCBI's taxonomy places the organism in Eukaryota, Metazoa, Chordata, Mammalia, Chiroptera, Rhinolophidae.